UACAUGUCAGUGAUGAGCUGUCCAGACCCACUGUGUUCCCUCACACCUGCUGCUGUUUUUGUGACAGGGUUCGAUCAAACUCGGCACCGAUGCGUGUUCAGACACGUGAGAGGACACGCUCAGUAUUUACCCUGUGGUGAUGAUGAUGAUGGGUUGGAGGUGGGGCUGAGGACGAGGAGGGGCUGGCGCGUUCACUAUAUUCACUUUCUUUUCCACCUGAAGUCUCAGAUAACAGGAGGCAAGGUGAGGAGGAGAAAACCAGAUACUUAAAGCUCCAGCGGCUUCUCCGGGGAAAGAAACUCCUUCAUACCAGAGAUAUGGACCAGUUGACAACAGACGGACAAAGACGAUAGAGAGACAAAUCAGAGGAAGGACAAAUGAAGGAAAUCUCAGUGAGUUCGUGAAGAAGCUGACAUGAUGACAGAGGAACCUGAACCGACCCAGUUGUGCCAGAAAUAGCUGUCAGCAAUUUGUCAUGGGACUGAGCCGAGCCUCCAUCGUCACUCCGGACAUCAGUUUGGUGGCGGCAGUGGUGGUGAGCAACCAUCCCAACACCUCCGGCACCUCGCCUCUCCCUCCAGCUUCCUGCAGCAUAGAUGAAUCCUACAAAUAUGUCUUCCUCCCCGUCUGCUACUCGCUGACCUUCCUUUUCAGCCUCAUCCUCAACUCUGUGGUGCUGCUGCGCUCCUGUUGCCACCACGGUGGCUGCUGUGGAGGUGGUGUUAGUGGCGGAGGGCGACGCUGGAAUACCUCGCUGAUCUACAUGGUGAACCUGGCCACGACCGACCUGAUGUAUGGGCUAUCUCUGCCCUUCCUGGUGGCGAGCUACGUGAUGAAGGACAGCUGGGUGUUCGGGGACUUCAUGUGCCGCCUAGUCCGCUUCCUCUUCUACUUCAACCUCUACUGUUCCAUCUUCUUCCUCACCUGCAUCUCUGUGCACAGGUACCUGGGUAUCUGCCAUCCAAUGAGGACCAUCACUCUGGAGAGCAAGCGGGUAGUGAAGGGAACCUGUGCAUUGGUGUGGGUAGUGGUCUUUAUUCUCACCUGCCCCAUCUUCAGGUUCGCCCAGACUGGGUACGUCAGGCGAGGAGGUGGUGGGACUGUCAGUCCUGAAGGGCCAACGGAAGGCUGGAACACAACUGGAGAACAAAACAUGGAAGAGUAUAUGAACUGCUGGGACGAUGCCAUUGAUAAGGAGUUUGCUGACUAUGUCCCGUAUGGCAUCGUGCUCCACCUGCUGGGCUUCUUUGUACCCUUCAUAAUCAUCGGCUGGUGCUACUCUCAGGUGGUCAGGACGAUAUUUCAGAGCCUGCGCUCCCCUCCCAGUUCAAUAGAGAGCGGCGAUGAUGGUCCAGGGGUGGACGGGGCAACAGAUGGAGUUAGAGAGCAGAGACCCUCGGUCUCUAUCUCUGGCUCACAGUACUCCAACUACAUCCGUCGGAGGCGGAAAUCUAUUAAAACCAUUGUAACCAUCACGUUGAUGUUUGCACUCUGCUUCCUGCCCUUCCACGUGACCCGGACACUGUUCCUGCUUCUGCGAAGAGGGCAGAUUGGCGGCUGCAACGCCAUGAAGGCGGUCUCCAUCUGCUACAAGGUCACUCGGCCGCUGGCCUCCUGCAAUGCCUGGCUCAACGCCCUCCUCUACUUCCUGAUAGGGGAUAAGGGCGCCCCCUGCUGCUGGCUGGGAGAACACACACUCCGCCGAGACCACAGAAAUGGCUCCCUCUGGUGGCCACUGAAAAUCCUGAAAAAGGAGGGGGCAGGAGAGGAUGACCACGAGGUGGCCGAGAGGACUGAAAGGGAAGUGCACAUGGAAAAUGAGUCCAAGUCUUCAAGGAUCAUCUUCUAGGAUAUUUUAGUGCUGUUUUCUUUACAAAAAAAAAUUUGUGAUGCACAGAGGAAAAAAAUCCAGGACUUAAACUGAAAGCUGACAGUGUUUUGAAUUUUGUUACUAGCCAAAGGUGCAUUUAGUAGACUUGUUAAUGAAUUUAAAGACUGGCAAAAGAAAAAGCAGAUUAGUGUGUGUUUCUUUCCACAACUGCUGGUGGAGUUAGUAGAAGCUGGAUGCAUUGAUGGUCUGUUUUCAUUGCAAUGCCACACUGUGCUUUGAUCAAAACACCAACUUUUCCACCUCAGCUAAGAAAAAAGAUCAUUUUUUUUAAAUUACUGAUAUUUCAUGAAACCGGACUUUGUUCUGUUGAGCUUCAGCAGGUUGCUGACUCAGUCGCUGUUGUCAUAUCAGUAAUGACAAACUUCCACUGAAUCCUCCUGGAACAUGUAAUUAAUACGUGAUUCAUAAAAAGGGGACACUCCCCUUUAAUUGUCAUGUGAAGCACUGGAUAAUAGUCAUCUU
This is a messenger RNA of Monopterus albus (swamp eel), 2353 nucleotides long. RefSeq names its product P2Y purinoceptor 3. Gene Ontology annotation, molecular function: G protein-coupled receptor activity; oxysterol binding. The transcript has 3 exons. Gene Ontology annotation, cellular component: membrane. NCBI's taxonomy places the organism in Eukaryota, Metazoa, Chordata, Actinopteri, Synbranchiformes, Synbranchidae. Gene Ontology annotation, biological process: G protein-coupled receptor signaling pathway. The record is from RefSeq and is a predicted model, not a curated record. The coding region runs from base 476 to 1849 and encodes 457 amino acids.